Molecule: messenger RNA, 2030 nt
Organism: Anopheles stephensi (Asian malaria mosquito)
Lineage: Eukaryota; Metazoa; Arthropoda; Insecta; Diptera; Culicidae
Product: facilitated trehalose transporter Tret1-2 homolog
Exons: 8
Coding region: 106-1551 (481 amino acids)
Biological process (GO): carbohydrate transport; transmembrane transport
Cellular component (GO): membrane
Molecular function (GO): sugar transmembrane transporter activity
Source: RefSeq, a predicted model, not a curated record
GUACGAGAAGACGAGCCAUCCAGCGAGCCAGUGUGUAGGACUCGCCCGUCAGGACAGCAGCAGCAGCAGCAGCUCAUUACCACCGCGUGUGACAAUAUCCGUGCGAUGGCGGCUCGUGUGGGUGUACUGCGGCAAUAUAUGGCCACCGUUUUAGUGAACCUGCUCGGUGUUAGCUAUGGCAUGAUCAGUGGAUGGUCUUCGUCCGCACUGCCCACACUCCAGGCCCCGACCGGAAGUCCACUGGAGUAUGGCGUCAUAACACAGCACCAAGCUUCCUGGAUCGGCGGUGCACUCUGUCUCGGUGGAAUCGCCGGUACGCUCGUCGGUGGUGCGAUUGUGGACCGGAUUGGAAGGAAGUGGACGGCAUGGGUGGCCGGUGUACCGCUGGUGGUAUGUUGGGUUCUGGUCAUCGUGGCGGAUCAUCCAGGGUAUCUGAUGGGAGCACGGUUUCUUGGUGGACUUGCCGGUGGUAUCGAGUUCGUCGUAACGCCGCUCUACGUAUCGGAGAUCGCAUGCACAAGACACCGUGGCACACUGUCCUCCCUGCUAAUCCUGUCCUGCUGUCUCGGUGUGGAGCUAGCUUAUCUGGCCGGUGCACUGCUGCACUACCACACCAUUCCCUGGAUAUCGGUCGGCGUUCCGGUGUUCUUUCUCGCCAGCUUCUGCUUCCUGCCCGAAACACCCUCACACCUGGCCAAGGCGCAAAAGCUUGAGGCGGCCGAACAAUCGUUACGCUUCUUCUACGGCAUCCGGUCGGAAAAGGACACUGUGGGAGAGGAUGAGUACGUCCGUGAACUGCAACUGCUGCAACGUAUUGUACAUGCAGGCUCACCACCAGCUUCCCAGGGAAAGGAUCCAACCGCCACCGUCGUGCUGUCGUGGAGCGAUUUCACGAGCCGACACGCCCGGCACGGUUUGCUGAUCUGCGUGACACUGAUGGCGUUAAAUCAGUUCUGCGGUUGCUUCUACAUGAUGAACUAUGCACAGUCGGUGUUUGCCGCGUCGGGAUCGGUGCUGAGUCUACCGGCCAGCCUGUCGGUGAUUGUGGUCGGGUUGAUUCAGCUCGUCGGAUGCUACGUCUGCACGCUGCUGGUGGAUCGGAUCGGGCGUAAACAUAAAACCGAUUUCCAGAUUCUGCUGCUCAUCUCAUCCGCCGGUCUAACGCUCGGCCAGAGCGUCUUCUCUUCCUACUGCUACGGUCAAACGAUGGGGCUCGAUCUGACGGCGUUCGGUUGGGUACCGUUGGUGUGCUUUUCCGUUAUCGUUUUCAUUGGCACGGUUGGGGUCGGUACGAUGCCGUUCGUCGUGCUGGCGGAAAUUAUGCCACAAAAGAUCAAAGGAUUCGCUACGACGUUUUGCAUGGUGACCAACUGGACGUUUGCUUUCAUUGCGUUAAAGUACUUCUCCACGCUAAGUGUGCUUUUGGGGAUGCACGGCAUUCUGAUGUUUUUCGCCAUUUGCUCGCUCAUCGGUACACUCUUCGUGCUGCUGUGCAUGCCAGAAACGAAAGGAAAAAGCUUCCAAGAAAUUCAAUACAUGAUGGAAAAGUAGACCUUCUGCUCCUCAAUACUUACUGCAAAGUUCAAGGCCAAUUAAACCAACGAAAUUGAAUGCAGAAUCGCUCCUUAAGUGUAAUAGAUUCGUAGUGUUAAAGAUCCAAGAAACAAAAACAAUUUCAGCUCAUCGUAGACAUAAUACAUUGUCCCACCGGCUGGAAGGUUGCCUGUAUCACGUUCCACCAUUUCGUUAAUUACCAUUUGAUGGGUUUCUCCUGUUUGUAUCUUCCGCCUAAAGCGGUUUAUGGGGACGAAAAAAGGGCGAUGCAGUAGCGGCAGCUAUUCAUUGUCCGGUAAUGAGUACUUAAUUCGCAAAAGCCUAUGGCCAUUUCGAGCACGUGUUACGAAUACUGGAAUCAGUCGGAUUUUGGGUUGGGUUCGGGCUGGCAAACGUCUGACGGAUUCUCCUAUACUUGUAUAAAACUACAAGCUUAAAUGCAAUGUUACAACAAUAAAAUUUUAAUAACAUUCAAA